Molecule: messenger RNA, 4197 nt
Organism: Lepus europaeus (European hare)
Lineage: Eukaryota; Metazoa; Chordata; Mammalia; Lagomorpha; Leporidae
Gene: SCARB2
Product: scavenger receptor class B member 2
Exons: 12
Coding region: 116-1552 (478 amino acids)
Biological process (GO): receptor-mediated endocytosis; protein targeting to lysosome
Cellular component (GO): cytoplasm; lysosome; membrane
Molecular function (GO): scavenger receptor activity
Source: RefSeq, a predicted model, not a curated record
GCGCGCACCGGCCCGGAGGCUCCGGCAGCUGGGCGCGGGGGGCGCGCGGACCGCCAGGGUCCCGGGGCUUCCGGCCGCUGCUGCUCGCCCCCUGCGCUUGGAAGCCGCGCGCAGAAUGGGCAGGUGCGGCUUCUACACGGCGGGGACGCUGUCCCUGCUCCUGCUGGUGACCAGCGUCACGCUGCUAGUGGCCCGUGUCUUCCAGAAGGCCGUGGACCAGGCCGUCCAGAAGAACGUAGUGCUAAGGAACGGCACCGAGAUCUUCGACUCCUGGGAGAAGCCCCCUCUGCCCGUGUACACCCAGUUCUAUUUCUUCAACGUCACCAAUCCGGAGGAGAUCCUCAGAGGAGAGAAGCCGCUGUUACAAGAAGUGGGGCCGUACACCUACAGGGAGCUCAGAAACAAAGCAAACAUUCAGUUUGGAGAUAAUGGAACAACAAUAUCUGCUGUUAGCAACAAGGCCUAUGUUUUUGAACGAAACCAAUCUGUUGGAGACCCUAAAAUUGACUUAAUUAGGACGUUAAAUAUUCCUGUCUUGACUGUCAUAGAGUUGGCCCAGAACCCCCUGCUCCGGGAGAUCGUGGAGGCCAUGCUGAAAGCCUACCAGCAGAAGCUCUUUGUGACGCACACGGUGGACGAAUUGCUGUGGGGCUACAAAGACGAGAUCCUGUCCCUCAUCCACGUUUUCCGACCUGACAUCUCCCCCUAUUUCGGCCUGUUCUACGGGAAAAACGGGACUAAUGACGGAGACUAUGUGUUCCUCACCGGAGAAGACAGUUACCUUAACUUUACAAAGAUUGUGGAAUGGAAUGGAAAAACGGCACUCGACUGGUGGGCCACGGACAAGUGCAACAUGAUCAAUGGCACAGAUGGCGACUCUUUUCACCCACUCGUCACCAGCGAUGAAGUCCUCUAUGUCUUCCCAUCUGAUCUCUGCAGGUCAGUGUACAUCACUUUCAGCGGCUUCGAGAGUGUCCAGGGAGUGCCUGCCUUCCGGUACAAGUUGCCUGCAGAAAUAUUAGCCAACACCUCCGAGAACGCCGGCUUCUGUCUCCCGCAGGGAAACUGCCUGGGCUCGGGCGUGCUCAACGCCAGCAUCUGCAAGGACGGUGCUCCCAUUAUCAUGUCUUUCCCACACUUUUACCAAGCAGAUGAGAGGUUUGUUUCUGCCAUAGGAGGCAUGCAUCCAAACAAGGAAGACCACGAGACCUUUGUGGACAUUAAUCCCUUGACUGGAAUUAUCCUACGAGCAGCCAAGAGGUUCCAGAUCAACAUUUAUGUCAAGAAAUUAGAUGACUUCCUUGAAACAGGGGACAUCAGAACCAUGGUUUUCCCAGUGAUGUAUCUCAACGAGAGUGUUCUCCUUGAUAAAGAGUCUGCAAGGCGACUCAAGUCUGUGAUUAACACGACUCUGAUUAUCACCAACGUCCCCUACAUCAUCAUGGCCCUGGGUGUGCUCCUGGGUUUGGUCUUCACCUGGCUUGCGUGCCGAGGACAGGGGUCGAUGGAUGAGGGAACGGCAGAUGAAAGAGCGCCUCUCAUAAGAACCUAAGUGGACGGGGACCACCGCUGAGCUUGGAGAAGGCACUCAGCCUGCGUGGUCCUGACCUAGACCACAGCUGGGCACGGCCUCCGCGUCCUCACGGGCUGUGGCCUGGGGAAGGGAGGGAAGACGCCGUGCCGGCAGGUGUUGCGAGCAUUCUGGCCAGAGGUUGAUGGACAGACGGGCUGACAAUGCUGGCCAUUGUGCUUCAUAAAAUCACGUGCUCUGAAAUUGUUUUCUCAUGUGUCUAGCAGGUAUUUAAUGAGCUCCUUUAGUUUUUUGUUGUCGUUGGGUGUUGGUAGCUCCAGAACUCUGUGAGCACUGCUGUGGAUUUAAUGUCUCUGCACCACUUUUUGUGCUGCUUGGUCUAACCUUACUCAGUUUGCUUCAUUUACCAAACUUUGGGCUCAGAAUCCAUGUGUACCAUUUUGUGUUCUGUUCCUCCAUUUCACUCCCAAAACUGAAGUAAAUAAGAGUUUGGAACCCAGGGUACACUGGUAGCCUCAUCCAAAUCACCAUUCUAACGCACCUGCUUUCUGCUUUUUAAGAUACUACGUAUUGCCUUUUAUGCUCAUCUUCAGUUCAUAAUUCCCCCGGGAAAAGAACUCUGCUCUGUACUGGGUAGGAGCCUGGCAGGGAAGGGACUGGGUGGGUUGGGACUCCUAAGGCGAAGUGGUGAACUUUGAACUUUUGUGAACCGAGAUGUGUAAGUGAUGCCUACGUAAUGCUGGGGAUGGUGAGUACAGCUGUUUCGUGUAGAGCAGGGCUCCCUGCUAGUUACAGCACUUGUGGACAGUUAAGUGGUGUGGUUUUAGUCACAAUGAUCUUGAUGUAGGAAGAUGCUUCUGGGAGAAUGCAAUCAGUAACCUCCCCAGUCACCUGCCAACCUUGCUUCUGUGUUGGUUGCAAUUUUAUUGAGUACUUCCCAGUACUAGUGAGUGAUUAUUUGUAAAACUGGAAUAUAGGAAAUCCAUCCACCCAAAGACUAAGUUACACGGAACUUUCUGUCUGACUAGACCACAGUGACAUUUCUUCUGGGCAAGGCUUCUUUGUAGCUUUGAAAUAGUUUUUUUAAUCCGAUCUUUUCUCAGAUUGGGUUUCUUCCAGUGUUUUUUGGACUUGCUGUCACUGAACAGAGAAAAACGCGCCCUACACUUCCCAUGACAAUCAUUUUGCCGACAGCAUGAUGAGGCUUGAAAAUAUUACACGAAAGUGCUGGAAGGCAAGGUCUUCUGGGAACAGAAGCAGAACUCAGAAGUCUCCUUGGCUUUCGGUGUGGCCUCAGCCGGAGCACUGGGCUCCACCGAACACCACGGUGUUAAGCAUUCAAGCAGAUCGUAGGGCAUUUUGAUUGUCAGAAGUCACCACUCAUUUUCAAUUGAGAAGCCGGUAUAGUUAACCUGGCGCAGUGCUUACAGAAUUUCUUAAUUACUGAAUCAUUCUAGAAGCUUCUUUGUUUAAGACUGGAUUUUGGUGUAAGCAAAUGAAAGAGGAAGCCCUGGCCUUCAUAGCUGCUUCUCCCUUUAUGCAGGUAAAGGUCCCUUGAGCUUAGCACAUCCAGUCUUCCCUUUCUCUACACUAACACAGUAUGUGACAGGUUACCCUUCCUGAAGGGUGGAUUCAUUCAGCUCUCGACUUCUCGAUAAAUCAAGGUAGGAUUUUUAGGUGCCCCGAAUUGCCAAAAUGUAAAAAAUAAAACUGAAAAUAAUUGGUCUUCAGGAAUGCUAAACAUCUACUAUUUUUGGAAUGUAUCAGUAUUCAACGAGAUAAUUGCCAUGCCUAACUCCUGCCGCUACUUAUCCACGCUAAUCAAAUUGGUAAGCCAGUGCACGCUCAUUGGUUCAGUCCUGUGUUCAGGAUGUAACCGUCCUUGAAGGGACAUUUGUAAAAGCAGUGGAGGAUGGCAGUGAAUCGUGCACACAUUGAGCCUGAACUUCGCACAGGCAUGUCUGUGUCUGAUUCUGAAUAGGUACUUGGCUUACAAUCACAUUGAUUUACUUUCCUUCCAAAAGGCCCCCACAAACCCAAAAACUGAAGUCAGAAUUCUGACUUGGUUCAGAAGAAUGAAUGUUCCAAUUUGGUUUUAGGUUGAAAAUAAACUUCCUCGUGCUCAUUCUCUUGCAGCCAUUAUCCUGGAAAGAACCCCCCUCCCCCCAUUGUCAGCAUUGUCAGGAUCCCAGAAUGCAGGUGGCCCAACCUGUGAUGCCCAACUUCCAGAGAAACCGAGACAGAGAGCUUCACUCACUCCUCUCAGGGAACAUUGGGAGCAGCGCCCGGGGCAGGACAUGGGCUUUGUCACUUUCAGCUCCAUAUUUUUCCCCACUACACUUUCUUGCCUCGUGUUCUAGGAAGAGCACUAAGGGUCAAGUGGAACAAGUACUACAUGACUAACCCCUAUUGGGGUUCUUACUUAGAGGGGGCUGAGUUUGAAUUGAAAUCGCUUGAGGUCUGAGUUCUGCAGCAGGGAUCCCCAGACGGGGCCUUCUGGGCAGGGUGACUGCAGGAAGUGGCCUGUGCCUGUAAAAGAAAACACUAAUCAGAACGCACUUCAUGUAGCCUACAAACCUGGUUCAUUUCAUCUGAUUGACUUGUUUCCUGCUCCUCUUGAUGCAAUGAAAUGUUUCACUAAUAAAAACACUUUAUAUAAAACAGCA